AUGCCAAAGUGGUGUGGCCUGUGGCCAGGCUAUGGGACUAAUUCCCCGCCACGGUUCCUCAAAUUCAGAUCCUCCGAUGGCUUCAUUAUGUUUGUUGUGGCCUUUGCCGUGUUCACAGAUAUUCUGUUGUAUGGGCUAAUUGUCCCCGUUGCUCCAACGGCGCUGCAUGAAAGAGUGGGCUUAUCUGUCGAUGAUGAACAAAGAUGGACAUCCAUUCUUCUAGCUCUAUACGGUGCAGCUCUGUUAGCCACCUCGCCUAUUGCGGGCUACAUUGCUGACCGCUUCGACUCGCGCUACUGGCCGUUGAUUGCUGGCUUGGUCGCGCUGGGGGCGUCGACGGCCCUGCUCUGCGUGGGAACCAGCCUCGCGCUGUGGAUUGUUGGGCGGUUGUUCCAGGGCGCGUCGGCGGCCAUCGUCUGGACCGUGGGCCUGGCAUUGAUGGUAGACACUGUCGGCCGGGACGGCCUGGGCCAGGCGAUGGGCUACAUCGGCAUGGGCAUGACGCUGGGAAUCAUGGGCGGCCCGCUUCUCGGGGGUGUCAUCUACGGCCGCGGGGGCUACUAUGCGGUGUUCGGGCUGGCGUUCGGGCUCGUCGGCGUGGACAUUGUGUUGCGGCUCGUGAUGAUCGAGAAGAAGCAUGCCCUGAAAUGGGAGCAGCAGCAACAGCAACUCAAAGGAAACCCAACCGACCACCCGCAACAAAUCGACCACUAUACAUCCUCAUUCACCUCAUCCGCAACACAACCCACCUCCCUCCCCCCGGACCUCGAGCACCAACCCCCCAAAACCACCCUUACCACUCCAGCAACCCCAACACCCCCAGCGGCCCGCAAACCCACCAAAUCCCAACCCACCGCCACAAAGAACGCAAUAACCACCCUCCUCUCCUCCCCGCGCAUGCUCGUCACCCUCUGGACAUACUUCAUCAUCUCCGUCCUUCUCAGCUCCUUCGACAGCGUGCUCCCCUUAUUCGUGGAAUCCACCUUUGCCUGGUCCCAACUCGGCCAAGGCCUAAUCUUCAUCCCCAUCUCACUCCCCCACCUCCUCGAUCCGGUAGUGGGCCACCUCAACGAUCGCUUCCCGCGCCUCCGCCGGUACCUCGCCGCGGGGGCGCUCUUCGCCACCGUGCCGCCCGUCGUGGCGCUGCGCUGCGUGACAGCCAACACCCUGAACCAGAAAGUCCUGCUCUGUGCGCUGCUGGCGCUCGUAGGGGCUUGCAUCGCCACGCUCAUGCCGCCCGUGCUCGUCGAGGCCUCGUACAUCGUGCAGGAGAAGGAGGAGGCGAACCCGCAUGUCUUUGGAAAGGGCGGGGCGAUGGCGCUGGCGUAUGGGAUUUUGAAUGUUGCGUUUGCCGCGGGGACGAUUGCGGGCCCGUUCUUUGCGGGGUUCAUCCGGGAGAGUGCUGGCUGGGGCACGAUGACUUGGGCGUUGGCGCUGUUGGCGGGGGUUUCGGGGUUUCCGGUGUUGUUGCUACUUGGGGGGUUUUUGUUUGAGAAGAGAGGGAAGGGGGAGGAGGUGGAGGUGCCGAGAUCAUGA
This is a messenger RNA of Aspergillus saccharolyticus JOP 1030-1, 1536 nucleotides long. RefSeq names its product MFS transporter. Gene Ontology annotation, molecular function: transmembrane transporter activity. The record is from RefSeq and is a predicted model, not a curated record. Gene Ontology annotation, biological process: transmembrane transport. Bases 1 to 1536 code for a protein of 511 amino acids. The transcript is spliced from 5 exons. NCBI's taxonomy places the organism in Eukaryota, Fungi, Ascomycota, Eurotiomycetes, Eurotiales, Aspergillaceae.